CUUUGGUUGUUAUUGGGUUUCGUUUUCAGACAUUUCAGUCAGCGCAAGGUUGGUGUUUAUUGCAACACAACCCUACAACUAUGGGAAACAAUAGUAGCGGGACAUUGGAGAAAACGACACACGAAUCAUUUUUAUGCCCUUUGUGCCAUAAUGUCUAUCGAAAUCCGUUUACGUUGAAGUGCAGACAUUGUUUUUGCAAGGGCUGCAUUGGGGAGUUAUGGAGCGAUUCUGCAAACGGACCGUACUAUUGUCCAGAGUGUCAAGAUGAAUACAGAACACUACCGUUUGAGAGAGAAACAGUGAAGCCGCUCAAACCUGUUUGGCGGAAGUAUAAAGACAGCAAAUCUUCAGGCCUUAUCAACAAUGAGGAAGUAAUUGUCCUUGACGUAGUCAGCGGGGAACCUGUCAAGGAUUCCACCCGGUCCUCCCUCUCCAAGCGUCUCCUGGGCAAGCGAGCAGCCAGUUCGCCUGCUCCAGGCCAACCCAGUGACAGCAAGAGACCGUCCAUGGGCUCCCAGGGACCAGCAGGUGACGGAGAGAGACCCACCACCUCCUCCUCGGUCAUUCCCAGAGGAGCACCUGGCUCUGGGCCAUCUAGGCCAUCCUCUGGGCUAUCAGGUGGCAGUUCCUCCAUGUCCACAAUCUCACAAACUGUCUCCAGAACCUUGAUACCAACAGAGGAGCCCCCAAAAGCUACGUCCAACCCAGCAGAGCACCUCGUACUUGAUAACCCUGAAGACGCCACCGCAAACCUGAGGAAAAACAUCCGUCCUGUGAAGGAAUCGACCAUAUCUGUCUUUGAAACAAAGUCCACAGCUGCACCCCCUGUCUCAACCAGCCUCUCAGCAGGGUCGAGGGUCUCGAGAUUUGUAACGGACGCCCUCAGAGAGAUCAACAAAACCCCUUCACCUCCGACCGCCACCAGCUCCCCAGUCCGCCCCAGUCUGCCCUCCGGAGUGGGCUCUGUGCCUUGCUACUACUGCCCCAGUCCCAGACACCAGCAGCCUGCAGUGAAGACCUGUCUGAUGUGUGGAGCCUCCAUGUGUGCAGAACACCUGCGGCCCCACCUGGAGUCUCAGGUGUUCCAGAGCCACACCCUGGUGGCCCCCAUAGAGGACAUCUCCUCCUGGAAGUGUCCCGAGCACCAGGAAAUGACCCGUAUCUACUGCCAGCAAUGUUCCGUGUGUGUGUGCACUGUGUGCACGGUCAUCGGGGCACAUCGUCAACACCCCUGCAUCAGCAUCAGAGAGGCUGAGACGGAGCUGAGGGAAAAACUGAAAGAAGAGAUGGUGAAACUGCAGGUAGCAGAACAGGCUUUACAGAGCAAAGUGACUGAGCUGACUGAGAAGAAACUGUCUUUCCAGGCGGUGCUGAGGGGGGCGCGUGCCGCCUUGCAGCAGCAGUAUGGCACCAUGCGGGAGGCUCUGGAGCAGGAGGAACAGCAGGCACUGCUCUGCGUGUCCCAGGAGGAGAGCAGGGCUGUGGGGGGCCUGGAGGGCCAGCUGACCUUGCUCCGGGAUAGCCUGACCUCCGUCCAGCGGGGGCUGCAUUCCCUGGAGGGCCUGGCUGAUGCUACAGGGGCGGCACGCGUGCAGGAGCAAGCCUUCAUCUUGGAAUACAGCAAGGUAACCAAAAGCAUGGAUGAGGGCCAGGUGAGUGCGGAUGAGUUCCAGCCUCCAGAGGAGGUGAACAGAGCCCGUCUGGCCAGCCUCCAGCAGUGGACCGAAAGGAGGCUGGACUCUGUGGUCAUCUCCUUACCAGACCGAGAGCCCUUAAGACUCCUCUAUGGAAUCAGUCCUUCUCUGGACCCUGACACAGCCCACCCUAAGCUGCUGUUGUCUGAGGAGAACAGAAAGGUGGUCUACACAGAGGCUCCGCAGGCCUGCCCGGAGCAGGAGGCUCGAUUUAGCACGUUCCCCCAGGUUCUGGCCUCCCGGGCCCUGAAAGAGGGCCGCUGGUACUGGGAGGUGGAUGUGCCAGGGCAGCUGGGCCGGUGGAAGGUAGGAGUCAGCGAGGGGCGUAUCGAGCGAAAGGGCCAGAAGGACAGCUGCCGCAUGGGCUUCAACCCCUACUCCUGGUGCCUGGUGAGCGAGAAGGGGAAGAUCGAGGCCCUGCACGACAAGGUGAACGUUUCUGUCGACGCAGGGGAACUCAAGACACUGGGAGUCUUCCUGGACUAUGAGGACGGAAGCCUGUCGUUUUACGGAGUGCCAGAAGGGGGCGCAAUGACCCUACUGCAUCGAUUCCAGCAGAGGUUCACUGAACCACUUUACCCUGCCUUGGCAGUGUCCAAGACCCGCUUAACCAUCUCUGAUCUGUUCCAUACACCUCCAUCUCGUUAGCGGUUGGAAUUAGCGCUAGACGACAACAUUUAAGUAUUUGGUGCGACUUUUUAAACAAUUUUAUAAUCCAUUUAAUAAUUUUAAACUGUUCUAUUUGAUAAUGACUGUGCUUUGCCAACAUACAUACAAAAUUGUUUCUAAAGCUUUUUUUAAGAUCAGAAUUUUAAGUGACCCGACUUUAUAUUUUUAAGACAACAAUUCUGUAUUUUUGUCUCAUCCGAAUAGAGAGGAUGCCAUAGAACUGUACCCACACGUAAUAGGGGGCAGUGUUAGGAAAAUAUGUAAUUUCCCUUGUAGUCAUCACUUACACUCUCUGUCUAAGAGUGUCACGUUGAACGUGAAUCUCAACGCAAUGUGAAAUAAACCAGUUUUUUUACCUUUUGCAUCCAAGACAAUAAAGAAGUGUAA
Messenger RNA from Hypomesus transpacificus, 2750 nucleotides. Its product is annotated as tripartite motif-containing protein 14. Gene Ontology annotation, molecular function: zinc ion binding; protein binding. The coding region runs from base 81 to 2342 and encodes 753 amino acids. NCBI's taxonomy places the organism in Eukaryota, Metazoa, Chordata, Actinopteri, Osmeriformes, Osmeridae. The record is from RefSeq and is a predicted model, not a curated record. The transcript is spliced from 7 exons.